AUGGCUGAGGGUCUGGGUCAAGUGGUGUCUUGGUACAUCAGUACUGUCGUUGCCUGUCUUUUUCUAAUUUUGAGAUUGUGGAUCCGUGUGCGAAAGCUUGGAUCGUUGCAGAUUGAUGAUGGGUUCAUUAUUCUUUCUGCGUGCUGCUUGAUUGGUGAUCUUAUCAUUCAGCAGCAUAUGUGGAAUUUGGGUAUGGCGAAUAUUGGUGGUGCUACACCUGAACAGUUCAAGGGAAUGAUGCAGAUGAUUGUGCCUGGAUCGAUUCUCUACGUUACGUCGCUUUGGUCCAUCAAGAUCGCUCUCGUCCUCUUUUACAAACGACUCGCCGCCCCCGGCACGAAGCUACAAACGAUCUACAAUGUUACGCUGGGACUGCUGUUGUGUUUCUGGGCUGCCAUCUUCUUCCACAUUAUUUUCCAAUGUUUCCCUCACGAUAAGCGAUGGUCGCAAGACCCCAACUACCAAUGCGAUCCCGCUGAAGCUGAGCGAAAUUACUGGUUGACAGUUCUACUAAACAUCGGUACCGACAUCGCAAUUAUCAGUCUGCCCAUCUCCAUGGUUCUUCAACUCCAAAUGAAGACGAAGCAAAAGAUUGGUGUCGCUGCCAUUUUCGCCCUUGGUUUCUUGGUAGUCAUCGCAAGCAUCAUCCGAGCCUACUACUCCAAGAAAAACGAAACAAUGUUGACCUGCACCGUCUCAAUGAUCGAAACCGCCGUCGCAAUAAUAGCAACCUGUCUCCCACCCCUCCGAACUCUCUUCCUCGGUCAAAUGUCCUCCGCCCGAACAGGCUCCAACUACGCCGGCCGCUACGAACUUUCCUCCACAGGCCGCAACGCAACGCGCCGAACAAACCAGAGUCGCAUCACUACGAAUGUCAUGGGGGGCACACAGAACAAUGAUUCGCAGGAUGAAUUGUUCAAAGAGUCUGUGACGACGCACUCUGUGGCGCCGAGUACGGAUAAGUCGGCGGGGAUUACUGUCAACACGACGAUUUUGAUGCAGCAUAGUUCGGAGGAUGAGGCGAGGAGAUCACAGAAUAGGCUUGAUCAAUUUGCGUAG
This is a messenger RNA of Fusarium coffeatum, 1059 nucleotides long. RefSeq lists its product as uncharacterized. The record is from RefSeq and is a predicted model, not a curated record. Bases 1 to 1059 code for a protein of 352 amino acids. The transcript has 5 exons. Lineage: Eukaryota; Fungi; Ascomycota; Sordariomycetes; Hypocreales; Nectriaceae.